Molecule: messenger RNA, 438 nt
Organism: Monoraphidium neglectum
Lineage: Eukaryota; Viridiplantae; Chlorophyta; Chlorophyceae; Sphaeropleales; Selenastraceae
Exons: 3
Coding region: 1-438 (145 amino acids)
Source: RefSeq, a predicted model, not a curated record
AUGGUGCUGGAGAACCUCGGAUAUGGAGACCCGUCUGACGUCAGCGCGGCGACGUACUCUGUCAUCAGCGCGUCGAACCUGUGGUUCUUCAACACCAGCCGGCGCGGCGAGGUGGACGUCAAGCGCUACUGGUCUGGCGUCUACAACUCCCCCGCCAAGAGCGCCUGGCUGCACACCGGCCUCAACAUAUCUACAUGGGAGGUGCACGUCGACGGCAGUGAGUCCCUCACCUACACCAAGUACUUCAGCCCCCUGAUGCUGGCGCAGAACAUAGUGCUCACAGCGCAGCCGGUCGUGUUCCCGAAGCUCCCCAUGCCGGGCUGGUGGGCGGCCACAAGCCGCGCAGGGGGCCCCCACGCGUGCACCCGAGCAGCAGUCGCAGCGCAGCCGCCGGCGCCGCAGGCCGGCCCUCGCCUGCCGUCAUCUCCGCCAUCCUAG